GCCUUCGGGUUGGGUUGGGGUGGUUUGGUGGGUGGUGAUUCACUGUGAGCUGGCCCUCCGCCUCCUCCGUGCAGCUGUCCUCCUGCUGCACCUUCAGCCCGGCGGCGCCCUGCGGAUCCCCCAUUCGGCUCCUGCUGCGCUCCCGGCAUCGCCCGACGGCGGAUCGCCGGGUGCUGCUCCAGUUUACGAGGAGGGGCAUCUGCAGUGCACCUCCAGCCAGUGCUGCGCGAAGCCCGAAGCUCUUGAACAUGCGCUUCGGGUGCGAGCACUUCCAAAUCUCGACCUUGUCUGCCUCCAGGGCCUUCUCCGCACUGGCCACCGAAGCCGCAGAGCAGGCCUGGGCUGCAGGCUCCGACGAGCCCUUCGUCUUGGCGGCCUUGAACUCCUGGCGAUUCUGCAAGAUCUGGUUCCGCAGGGAGUCCCUGGUCGGCUCCCUGGCCACCCUGCGCCAAAGGGCCUGCUUGGCCACGGGCUGCGGGGGCUCCGGAAUCCAGUGCCCAUCCUCCGCCGACGCGGCGGAGAGGUUGGCACCUUUGGUGGUGAAGGAGGGCGGCGCGACAUCACCCACGGCCGCUUGGCCCCCUCCGCGUCGAAGACCAGCUGGUCGAGCUCACGGGUGAGCACGACCUCCAGCUCCGACUUGCCGCCAGCCGUGAUAAACUGGGCCUCCAGCUGCCCGAGGACCGUGCCGAUGCAGGCCUCGCGGAGUGCCGCGCUGGGCACCAGCAGUCUUUUCAGCAAGCCAUGGCACCGCACCGCGGGUUCGGGCGCGCUGCGCCCCUUUCAAGUGCGCGCGGCGCGCUGCGCCCCUUUCAAGUGCGCGCG
Molecule: messenger RNA, 825 nt
Organism: Prorocentrum cordatum
Lineage: Eukaryota; Dinophyceae; Prorocentrales; Prorocentraceae
Source: the annotation of a GenBank genome assembly